This is a messenger RNA of Trypanosoma rangeli, 3003 nucleotides long. RefSeq lists its product as uncharacterized. Lineage: Eukaryota; Euglenozoa; Kinetoplastea; Trypanosomatida; Trypanosomatidae. The transcript has a single exon. The record is from RefSeq and is a predicted model, not a curated record. Bases 1 to 3003 code for a protein of 1000 amino acids.
AUGUAUCAUGGAUCAGAGGAGGAGCUGCGCGCUGCGGAAAUGACGGGUCGCGUGUACGACAAUUUGUGCACGAGCACGCCUCUAGAGCUGCACGGUAUUCGCCAACUGCACACCAGCCACAUCGGCGGCGCCUCACUCGACGGGGAGGAGGAGUCGACGUGCGGCAGCCACAACACUUCCACCGCGCAGCCGUCACAGCGGCGACGCGUGGGCGGGGCGCAUCCUGCACCGCAGCAUAUCUCCGGCGUGCACGCCGUGGUGGAGGUGGCGCGGCGGGAAUCCGUCCUGCGGCAGUUGUACAACGACAAGCUUCGCGGUAGCAUCAGUGCCAUUGUAAGUGCCCUCAUGAACGAAUUGCCGCGAGAUCACAUCUUCCUGCAGCUUCUGAGUGACCCAGCGACCGAGCAGUACUGUCGCGUACGUGUGGGAGAGGUGGUGGAGAGUUUUCUCUUCUCGGUGCAGGCGCAUCAGUACCACAACCUUGCCUCGGAGCUGGCGAAGCGGGAGGUGGAGCUCUUGACGCUCGCCGGGCAGCUGGAGGAGGCGCAGCAGGCGAAUGUGAAUGCGUCACCACCGGUCAAGUCCUUCAAGACCACCCAAACUGACAACCGCACCGACGCGGGGAUGAAUACGGAGUACUCCUCCCACCUGGCACGAGGUGAAGGCGAUGUGGAACCGACCGAGGCGACGGCGCAGGAGGAACUUAUCGCGCUGCUUGAAGAUGUGACACGUGAGCAUGAGCUCGCAAAGUGUCGUGAAUGCCUCUCCGCCCCCACGUCGCUGCUAGAGACUGUGCAGGCGGAGGGAAACUAUCGUGACAAGUACGAGUACCUCGCCGAUGUUGUGGGUCACCUCUUCCGCUCUGUUCAGGGGCUUGUGGUAUACGCAGACGGGUCGCUCAACAGCCUGGAGUCGCUGCGGCACAGCCUCCACGGUGUGUGGAGCUGCGACGACAAGAAUGCGGGCGAAGCCGGGGCGCAAGCCGCGUUGCGCCGCACGUCCCUGCCAGCUUCUUCCGUCGCAGCAGGGGGUUGCCCCUCCUCUUCCACCUCCGCCACCGCUGCCACGUCACCCUUGCAGCAACGGGCGGCGAUCUUUGAGGAGGAGCGUGCCCGACUAGAGAAGCUGGCGGCACAGUUAAAAUACGCGCAGCGUCACUGUGGCGAUAUUAUUGAGAGUCUUGGCAAGUCCCAGAUGGAGCUGCAGCGGCAAAGCGAUAGUCGUCAGCAGCAGCUGGAGCAACUCCAGCAGCUAGCCGCAAGAAACAAUAUGCAGGAGUUAAGUAAAGCCCUAAAGGCAAAUGAGGAGGCCUUAGUGCGACUCCGUGAGGAUAUGCAACAGUCUUUUGCUGCCGAACGAGCCCAAAUACGGGCGCGAGAAAGGGAAUUAGAGCAGCGGUGUGCCCAACAGGCAUUUGAACUACAGCAGGUGACAGAAGAGCUGGCGUUAGGGCGGCAACAGCUGCAAAGGGAGGUGGAGGGGCGCUGCAAGGCAGAGCAACGGAUGCAGAUAGCGGAGCAAUCGGUAGCUGAGGCGCGGCAGCAAUGUGGUGUCACUGUUUCAGAGCUUCACCGUGACCUUGAGGCUGAGAAGGACGCACUGCAGGAAACACUGCGCAAGGUGCAAGUAGAGCUCAUCGCACGCCACGCGGAGGCGGUGUGUGCGCGGCAGGAAAGUAUUGCGCUAGAUGCCCAUGUCACAAAAAUGCAAUUUUUGCUGGUACACGGCUACGAACGUGCUGCAGCAGAGCAGCACUAUUCCCUGUUGCUGGCACAGGAGGCGGUCCGGCACGCGAAGACGCAGGCUGCGGCGGAGCAGAAGGCGCUGCGGGAGCAGGAGUCAACCGUGCAGCAGUGCUACGAGGAUCUUCGUUUCCUGCUGGAGUGUAUGCGGGAGGAUGACUACAAGGCGGAAUUGCAGCAACGCGAGGAGGAGGCUGACACGGAGGCACGUCGAUGCCGCGUCUUUGUUGAUAAGAAUAUCGAUGGUAGCCGUGUAGAUAAGAAGAAUGGAGAUUGCAGCGAUGGGGCUCAUGACAAGGUUGCAGAGGAGGAGGUGGUGGAGGUGGAGGCCGGUGGUCGGACGCAGGCGCUGCUUCACCGCUACAGCACGCCAAAGACACUCACUGGCGUUGUCACUGCCCUACAAAAUGCCUACGAAACGGUGCAGCGUCAUCAGCGAUACAUGCAGAGCACGGUGGACGCUGCAAGCAUGCGUGAGCGGCAGCUGCAGCAGGAGGGUGACACGUUGCGCGUGCGGCUGGAACAGCUGACGGCUGACUACGAGCAGCAGCAGGCGAAGUUCAAGCAGCUGUGGAACGCGCAAGCGAUGUGGGAGCGACAAGAUACCCUAAAGGGGUUGCUUGCAAAGCAAGAGGCGCUGUUAGCCACCGUGAACGUGGAACGCGAGGCACUGCAGGUACGGUGGUCCGCGCUUAGCGAAGAGUACCAGGCCCUGGAGCGCCGUAAUUCGCAGCUGCACGAGCGAUGUGCAGUGAAGGAGGCGGAGAACGCGCGACUGUUGGGGUACCUGCGAGCCAAGCAGAUGACAUCCGCGUCGUCGUCGUCGUCGUCACCGCCGUCCUUGCAGCAGCCGCAGUUGCCAUCGACAGAGGUUUUGCACGAGACACCUGCCGACGGCGCAGCGGGAUCGUCAGUUCGGCUCGCGGCGGAGCGAACGCCGGAGGAGAAGGCAGCGCUGGGCAACUCGCCAGAGGCGCGGCGGACAGAGACGCACACGCUGCCUAGACACCGCGGCUCACGGGGAUCGUCCAGUGCCCCAGGUCUCAGCGGGCACGCACAGACGCCAUGCAGCAGCGUGCUGGAGGAGGAGGUCGGCGUCGGUCAUAGUGCAAUGGGGGUGGUGAUUCCACUCGGACAACUCUCACGCGAUCGAGGUGCGUGGCGCCCGGUCUGCCGUCCUGGGAGCAGCGCCCCUGCGGCAGCCACCCCCACCGCAGCUGGGAGUGCGGAGGUGGGAGAGGGAAUGGAUGGUGCAAAUUGA